AUGGCGCCCAUAUCAUGUGCCAACUGCAAGAAGAUAGCCGCUGAUUGUGGCCUGGCAAGCCUCCAGCAAUGCUCCAAAUGCAAGGCAACAGAUUGUUGUGGCCGUGAUUGCCAGAAGGCCGAUUGCACCAACUACUCAGCACCUCGCAUGAAGUCCCUUGAGCAGCACGUGCCAGAUCCGUUCACGCGACUGGAUCAUGGCAAGUAUCUGCACGACCGUCCAGAAAAAGAUGUCUAUCGGCUACUCAUCGAUGCAUUUCGCAUGCGCUCCGAAGAUGAUAUGAAGCUUGAGAACAAGCCUACGCCCAACAGCAUCUAUACCGGGAACCCUUUGAACAUCGAACCGUUCAAAAAGUUUCUUGAUCAGGCGGCUACAAGGAGGGAUAUACCGCCUCUAUGA
Messenger RNA from Alternaria burnsii, 399 nucleotides. RefSeq lists its product as uncharacterized. Bases 1 to 399 code for a protein of 132 amino acids. Lineage: Eukaryota; Fungi; Ascomycota; Dothideomycetes; Pleosporales; Pleosporaceae. The record is from RefSeq and is a predicted model, not a curated record. The transcript is spliced from 2 exons.